AAUUAAUAAUGGUGAUUUGAGAAUCAAUAUAGGGGGCUUUAGGGAUUUUUCUUUUCACAAAUUAACAAAGAAAAAAAUGGAUGAGGCGUUACUUCCAAGGAAAGAAAGGAGUAUCUGGGAAAUACUAACAUGGGAACUCACAGUGGAAGAAUUCAAGAAAAUAAGCUUCGUCGGUGCACCGUUCAUGGCGGUAGCUAUAUCACAGUACCUUUUGCUGGGUGUAUCGAUGAUGAUGGCUGGACACCUUGGUGAGCUUGCACUAUCUGGUGUUGCCAUCGCCACGGCUUUCUGCAAUGUGACUGGCUUUAGUCUCCUUUGGGGACUUUGUGGUGCACUCGAAACCCUAAACGGACAAGCAUAUGGGGCAACGCAAUACCAUAAACUAGGAAGCUACACUUAUUGUGCCAUAAUAUGUUCUCUUCCAAUUUGUCUCCCGGUGUGUCUCCUAUGGAUGUAUAUGGACAAACUAUUAGUGCUAAUAGGUCAAGACUCUCAAGUUGCAGAGAUAGCUAAUAGAUAUGCCAUAUGUCUCAUACCUGGAUUAUUUGGUUACGCCAUUGUUCAAUCACAAGUUCGUUUCUUCCAAUCCCAGAGCUUGGUUCUUCCUAUGAUGUUUACUUCUCUUGCAACAUUGUGUUUCCAUAUAAUUGUUUGUUGGAUUUUGGUAUUCAAAAUUGGGUUUGGAAGCAAAGGAGGGGCAUUGGCUAUCAGUUUCUCGAAUUGGUUUAAUGUUAUAUUGCUUGGGUUUUACAUGAGAUACUCACCUUCAUGUGAGAAAACCCGAACCCUCCAUUUGAAAGAUGUUUUCUUGAGUGUCAAUGAGUUCUUUCAUUUUGCCAUACCUUCUGCUGUAAUGGCUUGCCUCGAAUGGUGGUCGUUCGAGAUUCUUGUAUUAAUGUCUGGACUUCUGCCAAAUUCCAAGCUUGAAACAUCGGUUCUUUCUAUAUGCCUUUCAAGCGACUCUUUGCAUUAUACUAUAUCGUUUGGGAUUAGUGUAGCUGCCAGUACACGAAUUUCGAAUGAAUUAGGAGCUGGAAAUCCACAAGCGGCUCAGAUAGCAACUCUAGUUUCAAUGCUUAUUGCACUCGUGGAAACACUCAUUGCAAGUACAAUCCUUCUCUGUUGCCGCCAUGUUUUCGGGUAUGCUUAUAGCAGUGAAAACGACGUCGUAAUCAAAGUAACACGAAUGGUUCCAUUGAUCUGCCUCUCAUUUAUUACCGACGGUUUACAUGGAGUAGCUUGCGGGAUCGUGAGAGGUAUUGGGUGGCAGCAUGUUGGAGCUUAUGCAAAUUUAGCAGCAUAUUAUUUGGUCGGAAUUCCAGCAGGAGUUUUAUGUGGUUUUGUUUUGAAGCUAAGAGGGGAAGGCCUUUGGGUUGGAAUGGUGGUUGGGUCUGGUGUUCAAAUGCUUCUUCUUGCCCUUGUCAUUGCUUUUACAAAUUGGAAGAAGCAGGCAAUCAAGGCGAGGGAGAGAAUGCUUCAUGGAACUUCAGCGGGCGAGAAUGAAUCAUUUUGAAUUAGUUUGGAUUGUGUAAAAUAUGAGCAUAUACCUCUUAUAUCUAAUAUGAUUAUAUUCAAUUAUUGUGAAAUGAUGGAUGGAAGUUGGAAGUGGUUUAGUUUAUGAAAUUACAUAAAAGAUGGAAGCUGGUCAAAGAA
Gossypium arboreum is the source of this 1653-nucleotide messenger RNA. RefSeq names its product protein DETOXIFICATION 3-like. Gene Ontology annotation, molecular function: xenobiotic transmembrane transporter activity; antiporter activity. The transcript has 7 exons. Gene Ontology annotation, biological process: xenobiotic detoxification by transmembrane export across the plasma membrane. Gene Ontology annotation, cellular component: membrane. The coding region runs from base 77 to 1513 and encodes 478 amino acids. NCBI's taxonomy places the organism in Eukaryota, Viridiplantae, Streptophyta, Magnoliopsida, Malvales, Malvaceae. The record is from RefSeq and is a predicted model, not a curated record.